UUUUCUUCACACCCGUAGCAGUUUAUUAUCAAUGCGCGCAGCACAAUGUUAGGAAAGAAGUUAUUCACGCAAUGAAUCCUGAGAAUGAAACUACGACUGAAAGAAAUACAGAACAAUAUAUUUUUGCAGUCGCUACAUACAAACUCCUUGCCUUCACAAUCGGAACCAUUGGAGUCUUUGGAUUUUGCAACAAUGUCAUUGUCAUCAUACUGUUUUACAAAUUCAAGCGACUUAGGACUCCUACAAAUUUGCUAUUGGUGAAUAUAAGUGUAAGUGACAUACUCGUGUCUCUGUUUGGAAUCAACUUUACAUUUGUUUCGUGCAUUAAAUGCGGGUGGAUAUGGAACUCCGCAACAUGCAUCUGGGACGGGUUCAGCAACAGCUUAUUUGGCAUUGUGUCCAUUAUGAGCCUAUCGGCUCUGGCCUAUGAGCGCUACAUCCGGGUGGUCCAUGCCACGGUGGUGGACUUCCCCUGGGUCUGGAGGGCUAUCACCCACAUAUGGCUCUACUCGCUGGUCUGGACUGGGGCACCUCUCCUGGGAUGGAACCGCUACAAGUUAGAGAUCCACCAGCUGGGAUGCUCCCUGGACUGGGCUUCCAAGGACCCCAACGAUGCCUCCUUCAUCCUCUUUUUCCUUCUGGCUUGCUUCUUCGUCCCAGUGGGCAUCAUGAUCUACUGCUAUGGGAAUAUCCUGUACACAGUACGACUGCUGCGGUCCAUCCAGGACCUCCAGACAGUACAGAUCAUAAAAAUUCUGCGCUAUGAGAAGAAGGUGGCUGUCAUGUUUUUGCUGAUGAUAUCCUGUUUCCUGGUGUGCUGGACUCCCUACGCCGUGGUCUCCAUGAUGGAGGCCUUUGGCAGGAAGAGCAUGGUCUCCCCCACCAUUGCUAUCAUCCCUUCCUUUUUCGCCAAGUCCAGCACCGCCUACAAUCCCCUCAUCUACAUAUUCAUGAGCAGAAAGUUCCGGCGCUGCUUAAUGCAGCUGCUCUGCUCCCGGCUUUCCGUGCUGCAACACAGCAUUAAGGACCGCCCCUUGACACUAAUUGAACGGCCCAUCCGGCCAAUCGUUGUGCGUGGGGGUAGAGACCGCCCCAAGAAGAGGGUGACCUUCAGUUCCUCCUCUAUCGUCUUCAUCAUCGCCAGAAACGAUGUCCACAACCUGGACAUUACCUCCAAAAACAGCCCCUCGUCUGAGGUCAACGUCAUCCAGGUGCGACCGCUGUGACCUUAGGGUACACCGUGAAGACUGAUGAUGCGAUCCAUGUCCGGUUCCUGAAUACACCUCAGUCUUCUGGUCAUGCAACUCUACAAACCAAAAUACCCAUCUGAUGCAGGACUGGCAAUGUUAUUUUGAACAGAAACGGUUUACCUUGGAUUUUCAAAGACUGGUUCAGGGAUUUGGAAGUUUUCAAUAAAUACACCCUGUGAGAAAGUGAAGUCUCCAGCUCCUACUAGUAUCAGACAUGGCAACAUACAGUAUACUGUAGAAAACUGGCUCGUUUAGAUGUUUUUCUGUAGUUUGUCCAGUUUGAUUGGCACCUGUCCUUUCUCUCAACAUGUGAACCACUUUUCAGGAUUCUGGCCUGAAGACCAGCAGCUGCUGAGGAGACACCAUCAGGGACUGAACAGGCACACAGCACUUUUCACA
Hypomesus transpacificus is the source of this 1649-nucleotide messenger RNA. RefSeq names its product opsin 3 (gene opn3). The coding region runs from base 72 to 1226 and encodes 384 amino acids. Gene Ontology annotation, molecular function: G protein-coupled receptor activity. The record is from RefSeq and is a predicted model, not a curated record. The transcript has 4 exons. Gene Ontology annotation, cellular component: membrane; photoreceptor outer segment. Gene Ontology annotation, biological process: G protein-coupled receptor signaling pathway; visual perception. Lineage: Eukaryota; Metazoa; Chordata; Actinopteri; Osmeriformes; Osmeridae.